Frieseomelitta varia is the source of this 799-nucleotide messenger RNA. RefSeq names its product ribonuclease P protein subunit p20 (gene Rpp20). Lineage: Eukaryota; Metazoa; Arthropoda; Insecta; Hymenoptera; Apidae. The coding region runs from base 159 to 689 and encodes 176 amino acids. The transcript has 4 exons. Gene Ontology annotation, cellular component: ribonuclease MRP complex; nucleolar ribonuclease P complex; nucleus. Gene Ontology annotation, molecular function: nucleic acid binding. Gene Ontology annotation, biological process: tRNA 5'-leader removal. The record is from RefSeq and is a predicted model, not a curated record.
AUCAUAAGCCUGUAAAGAAGCUCCCUGCUUUUUAUAAUAUUUUUGGGGUCUACUUCUGGUUCCUUCAUGGUAUAGAAAUCUCGUAUUUCGUGUUAAAACAAAGUGUUACUUCUUUCCAGUACAAUGCACUAAAUCGCACUCGAAACGUCCGUCAAUCGAUGCUCUUGGUUUUCAAGGUAAAAAAUCAACAAAAUUUGCAUGCAGAAUCUGUCAGAAUGGCCGAAGUUGUGCACGAAUGUCCCAAGCUGAAAGUGAGUUUUCCAGAAGAGAGAAAUGCUCCAACCGUGAAACGUAAAAAGUUAUUGUUUUCCAAUUAUAAUAUUAGAAAGAGGCAACCUUUUGAUACAAGGAAGAAACGGAAAAAUAAAGACAUAUACGUUACUAACAAUACAAACUUUAAGGCACAAUUGAGAAUAUGUGAAAAGGACUUGAGCAACGGUGCAUCAGAAGUGAUUAUUCAUGGCCUUGGUGCUGCUAUAGAAAGAGCAUGCAGGUUGGCUUUACAAUUAAAGGAGAAUCAUUAUAAUACCGUAGAAUUAGAUAUCAAGACUUCUACAGUACCUAUUAUUGAUGAUCUUGAACCUGUUGAUGAUAACGGAGAUUAUGUAACAAUUAAUCGAAACAACUCAGCUGUACAUAUUCGUGUAUUUCGAAAAUUUUCACUAGGUACCCUCAAAUACCAAGAGUGAAGUAUAUCUUUUGAGAAACUGCACAAGACUUGUUAACAAAAACAAUUUAUGACAAAUAGCAAAGGACAACUUAUAAUAUGACAAAUGAAAAUAUAAAAUCAAAUUAAUAA